GGAGGCAGAGCACACAGGGCCGGCACUGCACGGAGGGAGGAAGCCUGGCGUACUUAACGUGCACUGCAGCAAUUUAAGGUGACUCAGUCAAGUACGGAAACUGGGGCAAUUAUGGCGAACAUCGCAGCACAGAGGAUCAAAAGGGAGUUCAAGGAGGUGCUCAAAAGCGAAGAGACUAGCAAAAACCAAAUCAAAGUAGACCUAGUAGACGAGAAUUUCUCUGAGCUUCGUGGUGAGAUAGCUGGUCCACCUGACACACCAUAUGAAGGUGGGAGAUACCAGUUAGAAAUCAAAAUUCCAGAAACCUACCCAUUUAACCCCCCUAAGGUUCGCUUUAUUACCAAAAUCUGGCAUCCGAAUAUUAGUUCUGUCACAGGAGCCAUCUGCUUGGACAUAUUGAAAGACCAAUGGGCUGCAGCUAUGACCUUAAGAACAGUAUUGUUAUCGUUGCAAGCUCUGUUGGCUGCAGCAGAACCAGAUGAUCCGCAGGAUGCAGUGGUGGCUAAUCAGUAUAAACAAAAUCCAGAAAUGUUUAAACAGACAGCUCGACUGUGGGCACACGUGUACGCAGGAGCACCCGUCACUAGUCCAGAAUACACGAAAAAAAUAGAGAACCUUUGUGCCAUGGGCUUUGAUAGGAAUGCAGUAAUAGCUGCCUUGUCGUCAAAAGCAUGGGAUGUAGAAACUGCGACAGAACUACUUCUGAGUAACUGAGAUAGCUGCUUGUCUGCUCCCCGCUCGCCCCUACCUGAACAGCACGUCAUCUGUUAUUUUUAGGAUACUGCAUAGGUUCUGUUACAAAAAGGCACUCCUACUCGACAAUGCUACUUAGACAGUACCGGAGACUGACGGGAAAGAAACUGCUGUGUAAAUUAAGCUGUGUAAGCGUAUGUGUAAAAUACAUCGAUUCAAUGGGAGGGCUUUCAUUCUUCAUUUUUAAAAAAAUUCUGUGAAAAAAAGACACAUAGACCUAUGGGCUGAGCCGAUGGCAAUGUAUACGUUUGUACUUUACAGGGUGACCAAACCUGGAUUUUCGUUUCUCCUUGCCCCACCCUUAAGUUCCUUGGCUUAAACAAAAGCAUCCAAUAUCUGCAAAGGGGUUUAAAGGGGAUAUUAACCUGCUUAUGAGUAGGUUUUAUUUUUCAGUGAUCCGUAAUUAGCAUAGCUCAUUCUGUGCACAAAGGUUUUUCUACCUGUGUAGCUACCCUGAUUCAUAUACAGUCUAUAUAGAAAUGGGAGCUGCCACGUAGGUGUUCUUUAGAUCAGCUGUUAUAAUUGUAUGGUUGAAUUGGCCAUUAUUGGGGUGCAAAAUAAGCUAUGCUGUUGUACUCUGCAGUUUAUUUGGGGGUGGGGGGGAAUAAACUGAGCACCUAAAAUGGGGUGUAUUUACUCUUUAAGUUUUAAUUGUCAUCAAUUUUGCCAGCCAUUGUCUACCUUAACGUUAGUACCAGCCAUCGUUUGUGCCUGUGGACUUGCAUGCAUGUACGCUAAUGAAUUUGGUCCAUUCAUCUGAACAAGUCAUCAGUAGAAUAUUCGGUACCAUGAGUUCAUAUAUAUCAUUUGCGGGGGGGGGGGGGGGGUGUAGCUAUCAGCAUAAUCAGAAGUUUUUAGGGCUCCAAGAACCCACAGUUUACCCGAUUUUCAAUCUUGGGGGCAAGAAGACGGCCAAAGCUUUGCACUGCAAUAUGCCAGAGACCACUCUGUGGCCUAAGUGGUUAAAGGUGGUGUGGAAACUGGAUUUCUUUAUCUUUAAGCUUCAUGAUUACAGCUAGACGAAAAGACUGCAGUCAGUUUAAAUGGAAGGAGCCAAAUUAUGAGAAGGCAAACCUGUCACAAUGCACUGUACAGUACUUUACUAUUUAAGACUCAUCAGUCGGCAAAUGGGCUGUAAAGAUAAUUCCAGCAAUGGGCGUCAUAUCAUGGCAAAUCCUCUCUGGCAACACUAGCACUUCAGGGGGGAACCCCUGUCAUUGUUACAACACACCUCUAAAAGCCGAGUAAUUCCAAUCCAAAAUUUGUAGACUGAAAAUUCCUCUUCCGUAAUAAACUGUUUGAAUAUUCAUCAA
Molecule: messenger RNA, 2066 nt
Organism: Xenopus tropicalis (tropical clawed frog)
Lineage: Eukaryota; Metazoa; Chordata; Amphibia; Anura; Pipidae
Gene: ube2k
Product: ubiquitin conjugating enzyme E2 K
Exons: 7
Coding region: 112-714 (200 amino acids)
Molecular function (GO): ubiquitin conjugating enzyme activity; ligase activity
Source: RefSeq, marked provisional